Messenger RNA from Linum trigynum, 1528 nucleotides. Lineage: Eukaryota; Viridiplantae; Streptophyta; Magnoliopsida; Malpighiales; Linaceae. The record is from the annotation of a GenBank genome assembly.
GAAAAUUAAUUAGCAUCGUUGGUAUUUUUGUUCCUUUCAAUCGACAAUACAAGGACCGCUUCCUCUCUCUCUCUCUAGGAAUCGGCGAUUGCGGUGUUCUUCGUCUCCGCUGGAGUCUUCUUCGUUGAUUCUUCGUCACUCCUUGUCAAUUCCUUCUCUUGUCUUUGCUGAGCCAAUUCUUCACUUCGGAAUGAGUUCAUUGUCGAGCCGUUCGUGGGCGGAGUUGUUCGGUAUUGCUGAGGAGAAUCGCUUGGUGUACGUGGAACCAGAGAUUGUGGACGGGGUAUACCAGCGGAACUUGAGGAUGAAGAGAUAGCACGAUGGAAGCAUUGCUUGGUAGGUCAAUUUCUUUUCUUCAUCCCCUCAUAUUCGUGAGGUUCAGUCUUUGGCAAAUCGUCUCUAGGGAAAGAAAGGAACUAUUAGGGUUUCUUGGUUAUGGGAGUGACUAUUGCUUUUCCAAUUCCCAACUGCUGAGACUGCAAACUGGGUCUUCUCGAGUGGUCCUUGGCAUCUGAAGAACGAUAUGUGCUAUCUUAGGAAGUGGGAACCAGGAAUCCGAGCUGAGCAACCAAGGCAGACAAUUCCGAUAUGAGUUAGAUUUUUGGAUUUGCCUCUUCAGCAUGGAACGGGUCGUAUUCUUACGCGUUUGGCAAGCAUGAUUGGCAAACCACUUUGGUUCGAUAAAUCAACUCGGCUUGGCCAAAGGUUGGGAUAUCCCCGUGUUUGUGCGGAAAUGAGGAUUGAUUCAGAGUUCCCAGAGUUCUUGCAUAUUGUCCCGGAUCGAAGGCCGGCGUACAAUGUUCAUAUCGAAUUCUGCAACAAGCUAGCAAUAUGUACCAAAUGUUGCAAGUUUGGGCAUAACUGUGAGGAAAGUCAGAAUGAGAAGCAGGACACAGAGCCGGUUGUCGAGGUGGUUCAAGAAUUAUUACAAGUUGAGAGUGUGGGUAUAGAGGAAGUGUCAGAAGCAGUGAUGCAGGAUGAAGGCGAACCUGUAAUUCAGGAGGGCUUGCUCCCUAGUGCUGAAGGGAAUAGGCCUGAGAAAGAGGGAUUGAUUCCAAAUUCUGUUGCUGAGGGGAAUAGACCUAAUCAGGAGGGAUUACAGAGAGCUAUGGUGAACCUUGUCACUUCUCUGUAUGAGUCUGCUCAUUGGCAGGGGUGUCUUCCAUCAGAAAAGGAUUUUCAGGAAGCUGUAACAACCGAUGAAAUGGUAACUCAUGGCAAUUAUUUUGAUGCUCUUUCUUCCUUAACUCAGUUUGAGGUAGAAGAGCUGGUAUUAUCUCCUUUGAAGGAUCCUAUCAAUUUCCCUGAGCUAGGCAAGGAAGUUCAACAAAAGAAAAAGGGUAAGCCUGGUCGGCCUCCAAAAGGGGCAAAGCACUUCAAAGGAUUGGAUUGAAGUGAAGCCUCAAACUCAGGGGGGUUAGGAGAAAGUGCAGUGAAUUUCAAAAGAUUGGAUUGAUGCGAUGAAACUGUUGGAUCACAAAGUAUUGGGGCCAUGGUUUACCUGGUCCAAUAAACAAGUUGCCAAUCC